CUUUAGCAAUGAUAACAUUAAUAGAUGAAGCAUAAUAAAUCAUAACGUGGGUUGGGCUUUGGAAUACGGCUGGACUGACGUGGACCCUUCUGGUCGUGCAUGGGCUGCAUGGGCCGACGUGGACCCUCUGGUAGCUCAUCACCGACGAGACUGAUACCCUGUUUUAACCGUGUAUUGACCAGUGGGCUAGUAAUGCCAAAUAAGUCUAUCCGGUUGGGGUGCUGACGGGAGGGGAAUGGACAGAAUCAAGAUCACACUAGCAGGUGUGAAGGAAGCACGAAUCAAAUCUCCGUUCCAGGUCCUGGUUAGCGGGUGAAUGUGCUAAUUCCUUUUUCUAAAUUCUUUGCGAUGAUGGCCACUGCCGUCGAGAAGCGGGUCAGGGAGGAGACCGGUGAAGGGCCAAACGGCGGAAGCGAUAAUGCCUCGAAGAAGCACCAGGGGGAAACUGAUGUCGGAGCCGGCGGAGAAGGAGGUGGGAAUUCUGCGGAGAAGGAGGAGGUGGUGUUGUGGAUGAAUUGUUUUUCGGGAAAGUGGGAACCCAUGACCGCCCGUUAUUUAGUUCAGGAUUUCCACCGGUUGGUUACCUUUAUGCAAGACAAUACCCCUAUCCCCGAUAGACAGACUAGGGGGUUGCUGGAUUUGGUGAAGAAGGGUCACCCGGAGCCGGAGAAAAUGAUUGGUUGUGGGGUCGAAUCAUUUCAAGUCCGAGAACACUCAACGUGUACCAGCUUCCGCACCUUCUUUCUUGUAAGGAAAGAUGGUUCCAGGGAGGAUUUCUGCUUCAGAAGCUGUGUUAACAAAAUCCUUCCCUUGCCCAAAGAUUUGAGAGGCCAUGGUAUUGGCAUUGAUGCUGUUUGUUUAUGCCAUUUGGGAGGCUGGGAUGCUGUGAGGGCUGCUAAGGAACGAGAAGGAGGAGCCAGAGAAAUACUAGCUCGGCGUUUGGAGGAGAAAUUGGCUACCUUUUUCAGCUUUGGUACAUCCAAGUUCAUGGAUUCCUCUCAUAUGUUUCAUUAUUACUACUCUCUGCUUCUUGGUUCGCCGCUUAAUCAGGCGAUCACCGAGAAAGCGCACCUUAUGUUACUAGAGUUGCUAAGGAAGGGCGAUCCAGAGUCGGAGAGAAAGAUUGGUUCUGGGAUUGAAUCGUUUCAAGUCCGAAUCCAUCCAGCGUACGGCAGCGAGUUGCGAAGCUUCUACCUCGUUAGGGAAGAUGGUUCCAUGGAGGAUUUCUGCUACAUUAAGUGUGUUGACAACUUCUUGCCCUUGCCAGAGGAACUCAGAGAAACAAUUGCUGGUCCUUGCAGCUGUCAUCAUAAAGAAGACGGCCAAGAUGGAGUCACCUUGGGUAUGAGCAGAUUUCGGAGCUCGGCUGAGAUGGUUUCGUACUUCGAGAAACUCUUCGUAGCCUGGCCACUUAAUACUCCUUUGAACUCUGAGGUUGAGUACAAGAUAGUGUUGGAUUUGCUGAAGAAGGGUGAUCCAGAGUGGGAGGAGAAGAUGAAGCCUGGUUCUGGUUCGGGGGGGAUCCCUUCAUUUCAAAUCCGAGAAUGGGAAACGUUGUGGGACAAUCGAUCAUUCUUCAUUGUUUGGGAAGAUGGUUCUAUGGAACCUUUCUGCGUCAUGACCUGUAUCGACAACAUCCUUCCAUUGCCGAUAGAAUAUCAAAGUCUAAGUGCAAAUUUUGAUAGUGGUGGUAGAAGUGGUCGUGGAGGAGGCAAACGUGGAGCUGGCAAAGCAACAAGAAGAGGCCGUGGCCGUGGCCGUCACUGACUGGCAUACUUUGGUCAAGGUUUUGGGAUAUAGUUUUGUGCUGGUAUUAGCCAAAGACUUCAUGUAUUUAUAUUGCAAGAUCUUUUUUAUUGGAUUGACUUCCUUUCGUUGUGUGGAUUCAGGUGAUAAGUUUGUAUGGUGAACUCAUCAAAUUCAAGAAUUACAUUUCUGGCGAGAAAUAUCCUACUUACUUUUUUUUAAUUGAUGAAGUAAUACCACUUAAGUUAAUUUAGGCUUAGGGGGUCAGGUCAGUUACCACUUAAUUUUAAUUCCAAUUUUAGUGUAGCUAAACAUAAGGUGUAUAAUCAUGCACCUAUUAAUAACUAAAUCUAGAUCUUUCAUUUAAAAAAUCCAUAUCUAAGGAUGAAAAAUUAAAUGUCAUUUUUAGUUUCUUUAGCUUUAUUAAUCGGCUCAUAUCUUUUUCGUUUUAACUUGGAUUUCAAUUUUUUUUUUUUUUUGCACAGAUGGAACGAGUUCGUUUUGCUCUACAAAACGAGAUCCAUUUUCAAUAUUUUUUGAGAAAAAAAUUUCGUGUCUCUCGGUACCAACUGCAUACCAUAUGGUAUUUUCUUCAUUUUUAAUUCGUUUUUGAAAAUGUUUGCACAGAAGGAACGAGUUCAUCAUGAUCUAUUGGAUCUACAAAUUUCUGGGUGAACAAAUUACAAGACCAAAAAAUACCACACAGUACCAUACAAUACCACCCUGGUACGAGGUGGUAUCUUGUGGUACAUAAUGUUAAAAGUCGUAAAUGACAGUUAAUAUACUUCUACUAUCAUGUAUUUAAUCAUCUUACAGUCUGUCUUAGUUUGCACAUACCACCAUGGUACGCUUUUCAAACCAUAAUUAUGCUCUUAUUUCAAUACUAGUCAAUACCAUAUGGUAUAGACUGGUAAAAAAUGGCUCAAUUUUUUUGUUCCAAAAAAAUAUUAAAGUGGAUAUCAUUUUGAAAAGCACAUUUAAUCUAAUUUAUCAGUGCAAAAAAUUUAAAUUUCGACUCAAAACGAAAGGGCAAUCGUCCGAUAAUACCACUUAAGUUAAUUUAGGCUUAGGGGGUCAGGUCAGUUACCACUUAAUUUUAAUUUCAAUUUUAGUGUAGCUCAAGAUAAGGUGCAUAAUCAUGGUUAUGCACCUAUCAAUAACUAAAUCUAGAUCUUUCAUUUAAAAAAUCCAUAUCUAAGGAUGAAAAAUUAAAUGUCAUUUUUAGUUUCUUUAGCUUUAGUAAUCGGCUCAUAUCUUCUUCGUUUUAACUUGGAUUUCAUUUUUUUUUUUUUUGCACAGAUGGAACGAGUUCGUUUUGCUCUACAAAACGAGAUCCAUUUUCAAUAUUUUUUUAGAAAAAAAUUCGUAUCUCUCGGUACCAACUACAUACCAUAUGGUAUUUUCUUCAUUUUUAAUUCGUUUUUGAAAAUGUUUGCACAGAAGAAACGAGUUCAUCAUGAUCUAUUGGAUCUACAAAUUUCUGGGUGAACAAAUUACAAGACCAAAAAAUACCACACAAUACCAUACAAUACCACCCUGGUACGAGGUGGUAUCAUGUGGUACAUAAUGUUAAAAGUCGUAAAUGACAGUUAAUAUACUUCUACUAUCAUGUAUUUAAUCAUCUUACAGUCUGUCUUGGUUUGCUCAUACCACCAUGGUACGCUUUUCAAACCAUAAUUAUGCUCUUAUUUCAAUACUAGUCAAUACCAUAUGGUAUAGACUGGUAAAAAAUGGCUCAAUUUUUUUUUGUUCCAAAAAAAUAUUAAAGUGGAUAUCAUUUU
This is a messenger RNA of Linum trigynum, 3527 nucleotides long. Lineage: Eukaryota; Viridiplantae; Streptophyta; Magnoliopsida; Malpighiales; Linaceae. The record is from the annotation of a GenBank genome assembly.